GCAUCGUUCAGCAAUUGCCUCAAUAUGAAUCAGAGAGAUUUCUCAUCUCCACGUUGAAGGUGAAGCUUAGACUGCAUUAUAAAAGCCUCCUUGGUCUGUGGUCUUUACCAGUGCUGGCUUUCUGCUACUGCUCCACACUUUCGUGCAGUGAGGGAAGGUGAACCUGAGGUUGGGAAAAUGCCCACACUGGAAGACCACCUGGAGGGAAUUGUCAACAUCUUCCACCAGUACUCAGUUCGUUUGGGGGAUUUUGACACCCUCUGUAAGAGUGAGCUGAAGAAGCUGAUUACAAGGGACCUUGCAAACACCAUCAAGAAUACCAAAGACCAAUCUACCAUUGACAAAAUAUUCCAGGAUCUGGAUGAUAAUGCAGAUGGACAGGUCGACUUCAAGGAAUUCCUAUUACUGGUGGCCUCUGUGCUUGAGACAACCCAUAAGAACCUCCACCAUGAGUAGGAAGCUCUCUGAGAGCCUUUCACCCAGCAAUGUCCUUAGGAGGGUGCUUUCUUCCCCUCACAGUCCUGUUUUGCCUGCGGAGAGCCAGAAUUAAUAAAUGUACUCAUGAAAAAUUC
This is a messenger RNA of Sciurus carolinensis (gray squirrel), 572 nucleotides long. It is a transcript of the gene S100a12, whose product is annotated as S100 calcium binding protein A12. Gene Ontology annotation, molecular function: calcium ion binding; RAGE receptor binding. Gene Ontology annotation, biological process: endothelial cell migration; antimicrobial humoral immune response mediated by antimicrobial peptide; positive regulation of canonical NF-kappaB signal transduction. Gene Ontology annotation, cellular component: extracellular exosome; cytoplasm. Lineage: Eukaryota; Metazoa; Chordata; Mammalia; Rodentia; Sciuridae. The record is from RefSeq and is a predicted model, not a curated record. The transcript has 3 exons. Bases 178 to 456 code for a protein of 92 amino acids.